Molecule: messenger RNA, 465 nt
Organism: Wyeomyia smithii (pitcher-plant mosquito)
Lineage: Eukaryota; Metazoa; Arthropoda; Insecta; Diptera; Culicidae
Exons: 1
Coding region: 1-465 (154 amino acids)
Source: RefSeq, a predicted model, not a curated record
AUGUCUAAUUCUGAACAAGACGAACCACAAUUGCCGCAAGCGGCAGCCGCAGUCGCUGUAAAACUGCCCGAAUUCUUGAAAAGUGAUCCUCACAUGUGGUUUGCCCAAGCAGAGGCUCAGUUCUACUUGGCACAAAUUACUAAAGACGAAACGAAAUUCUGGCAUAUCAUCGCCAAGAUCGAUCAAAGUGUGAUAUGCCAUGUAUCUGAUCUGGUCGCAAAUCCACCAGCUAGAGACAAGUAUAACGCUAUAAAAGAACGCCUUAUUGCACGUUUUGCUCUUUCCUCCCAAGCUCGAUUGGAACAGUUGCUUGGAUCGUGUGAUUUGGGAGAUUUGCGACCAACGCAUUUGCUCGCUCGAAUGCAAGAAAUAGCCGUUGGACUUAACGUAGACGAAAAAUUAAUGAAAAUUUUUUUUUUCGAAGCGUUUGCCCGUGAGCGUACGAGCUGUGCUAUGCAUAAGUGA